CGGAAGCCGAACUCCUAAAACCCCAGUAAUUCUUCCGUCUAUAUGCUACUGGCUUCCCCACUCUAUUGGCGCCUCUUCACCCAAUCUAUCUGCCGCCGUCCUCCGCCGUGUAAACAGUUUCUCCUCCUCCGCCGUUUCUCAUCAGAACCACCAAUGGGAAAAGCUGCGAAAGGUUCCGAAGCUAAUUCCAGCGCCGUCUCCUACCCUAAAGACGAAAGUUAUCUACAAAACGUUAUUCCUAAACGUAUCGCUCUCUUCCAGUCUAUUCAGAAUGAGCAACACCUUCAGCGCCUUUCCCUCUCCCCUGAUCCUAUCAAGAUCGAGUUACCAAGUGGGACAAUGAAGGAGGGGAAGAAAUGGAAUACCACACCAUUGGAUAUAGCAAAGGAGAUAUCAAAGAGCUUGGCUUCAAACGCAUUGAUCGCGAAGGUGAACGGGGUGCUUUGGGAUUUGUUGAGGCCAUUGGAAGGUGAUUGUAAGCUAGAGCUCUUCACUUUUGACAGUGACGAAGGCCGCGACACAUUUUGGCACUCGAGUGCUCACAUUCUUGGCGAGUCGUUGGAGAGGACAUAUGGAUGCAAAUUGUGUAUUGGACCGUGUACAACAAGAGGAGAGGGUUUCUAUUAUGACGCCUUUUAUGGUGAACUGGGAUUAAAUGAGGAUCAUUUUAAACGGAUCGAGUCGGAGGCAGCAAAAGCUGUUUCGGAGAAACAACCUUUUGAACGCAUUGAAGUUUCACGGCAACAAGCUCUUGAUAUGUUCUCUGAUAAUAGGUUUAAGGUGGAAAUCAUUAAGGAUUUGCCUGAAGAUAAGACAAUCACAGUAUACAGAUGUGGUCCCUUAGUUGACCUAUGCCGUGGUCCGCAUAUACCAAAUACUUCUUUUGUUAAAGCAUUAGCUUGUACAAAGGCUUCAUCAGCAUAUUGGAGAGGAGAUAAGGACCGUGAAAGCUUGCAAAGAGUUUAUGGAAUAUCUUAUCCAGAUAAAAAACAGUUGAAGGAAUACCUAGCUAUGAUCGAGGAAGCAAAGAAAUAUGAUCACAGAGAGCUGACUAAGAAGCAAGAGCUUUUCUUUUUUCAUCCAUUAAGCCCUGGAAGUUGUUUCUUUCUUCCACAUGGUGCUCGAGUUUGCAACAAAUUGUUGGAGUUCAUAAAGAGCCAGUAUUGGAAGAGAGGCUAUGAGGAGGUUUGGAGUCCAAAUAUGUACAACAUGCAGUUGUGGGAAACUUCUGGGCAUGCUGCAAAUUACAAGGAGAACAUGUUCGUUUUUGAGAUUGAAAAACAAGAAUUUGGGCUGAAGCCAAUGAAUUGCCCAGGCCAUUGUUUAAUAUUUGAUCACAGAGUUCGUUCCUACAGGGAGCUACCACUCCGUCUGGCUGACUUUGGAGUUCUACACAGGAAUGAGGCCAGUGGUGCACUUACUGGCUUAACACGUGUCAGGAGAUUUCAGCAGGAUGAUGCUCACAUCUUUUGCAGGGAGUCACAGAUUAAAGAUGAAGUCAAGGGUGUCUUAGAUUUCAUCAGCUAUGUGUAUAAGAUAUUUGGUUUCACUUUCGACCUGAAGUUAUCAACGAGGCCUGAGAAGUAUCUUGGAGACUUAGAAAGCUGGAACAAGGCUGAAGAUUCUCUUGCGGAAGCAUUGGACGAGUUCGGAAAGCCCUGGGAGGUUUGCCAUCAAAUUUUCUUGGAUCUGAGAAUUAAAAAAAUUUGGACUUUAGACAUCAUUUAUUACAAUUUCACACCUUUUUUGGUGCUUCUUUUGUCCCACUCUUCCAUUUUGUAUGCUACAUCACUCAAUGAUGACACCAUUCUACUAUAAAGUUGUUUUAUGGAGCUUUCACUUUUUUUAGGAAUUCUACUUGACUUAUAUUUACUUU
Nicotiana tabacum (common tobacco) is the source of this 1876-nucleotide messenger RNA. The record is from RefSeq and is a predicted model, not a curated record. Lineage: Eukaryota; Viridiplantae; Streptophyta; Magnoliopsida; Solanales; Solanaceae.